This is a messenger RNA of Serpula lacrymans var. lacrymans S7.9, 1458 nucleotides long. RefSeq lists its product as uncharacterized. Lineage: Eukaryota; Fungi; Basidiomycota; Agaricomycetes; Boletales; Serpulaceae. The coding region runs from base 1 to 1458 and encodes 485 amino acids. Gene Ontology annotation, cellular component: membrane. Gene Ontology annotation, biological process: transmembrane transport. Gene Ontology annotation, molecular function: transmembrane transporter activity. The transcript is spliced from 17 exons. The record is from RefSeq and is a predicted model, not a curated record.
AUGGACGAAGAUGGUGCAUCCAUUCAGGAUAGCGAAAAGGACAUCCCGAUUGAACUGACCUCCCAGGAGCGUAGGCGGAUAUUGAGAAAGCUUGACUGGCACUUGCUGCCUUUCGUGUCUUUGCUCUAUUUGCUGUCUUUUUUGGAUCGGAGUAAUGUAGGUAAUGCCAAGGUUGCUGGGAUGGCGGCAGACUUGAAUUUGGUGGGACUGAGAUAUAACACAGCGUCGGCCGUGUUCUAUAUUCUCUACUGUUUGGCUGAAGUACCCUCGAAUAUCGCUCUCAAAGUGUUUCGCCCAUCUCGAUGGAUUCCUCUGAUCAUGGUGGCGUGGGGUCUGGUCAUAACUUUAAUGUGUCUUGUUAAUAGCUAUUCUUCUUUGAUAGUCUGUCGAAUCUUCUUAGGUUUAACAGAGGCUGGACUGUUUCCUGGAGUGACCUAUUAUAUUUCACUAUGGUAUCCCAGAGCAGAACAAGCAAAGCGAGUCGCAAUAUUCUUCUCGGCUGCUACUAUUGCAGGUGCAUUUGGAGGUCUUUUAGCUUUUGGAAUUGAACGAAUGGAAGGAGUCGGGGGAUUACACGGCUGGCAAUGGAUUUUCUGCUUAGAAGGCCUAGCCACUAUUAUUAUUGCAGUAUUGUCGUUUUUCUUCAUGCACGAUUACCCAGAAACUGCAGCGUUCUUGACUCAUAAGGAGCGGAUCACCGUUGUAGAAAUGUUGAAGAAAGACUCUCGCUCCCUUGCAACCCAUUACGACAAAAACUUUGUGUUCCAGGCCAUAAAGGACUACAAAACGUAUAUGCAUCUUGGAAUAUUCAUCGGCAUUUUAGUCCCAGUUUAUUGCAUUGCUUUGUUCAUGCCCACGAUCAUCAACGAGCUUGGCUACUCCGCGGCGAACGCUCAACUUUUAUCUGUCCCUCCCUUCGUUGCGGGUUGCAUAUUCACCAUUGUCGUUGGCAUCAUAUCUGAUAAGCAUCAAUUGCGGGGACCAUACAUCAUUGGCUGUGCGCUUGUGUCCCUUAUAGGAUUCAUUAUCUUGUACGUGGAAGAUAGGCCUGGUCCAUCUUACGCUGGUGCAAUUCUAGCUGCCGUCGGCGUCUUUCCAACUGUGGCAGUCGAACUAGCUUGGGUUGCCAGUGGUGCAGGUGGCGACAUGAAGCGAGGAGUUGCGAUUGCUAUGGUUAUCGGUAUUGGCAAUCUUGGAGGCAUAUGCUCCUCAUUUGUCUAUAUCGACCCUCCUCGUUUCCAUAUCGGACAUGGAACGAUGAUGGGAUUCCUCGGCCUCAGUAUAAUUUUGAGCGCGUUAAAGAUGUGGAACUAUACCAGACUUAACAAAGAAAAAGAAGCUCUCUGUCUUGCCGAAAAUAUAAGCGAUACGCAAGAAGACCAAUUCAAGGACAUGGGCGACGAGAGCCCGUUAUUUAGGCCUCAUUAUCAAUGGGUCUACAUAGCACACUACGAGUAG